GCCAGCUGCGCCUCACAGAAGUACGCCUAGCUGUAAGCCGCGGGCCAAGCAGAAUUGGUCAGCUCCUCCUAGCUUUCAUCUGAUAGCACCCCGCUCAACUUCGAAAUGAACUAUGAUCCCAGGUAACAUGGAAUCUAGGCCAUAUCAUAAUCCGUGAUCUAGACAUUAUUGUACAGGCUUCUGAAUAGUGAUGACAGAAGACUUGUUCAUACCGGGAAUCUGGUGGAGCUCGACAAAUUCGUGCGAGGCAGGAUUGCUCGAUCCCCGGGAACCUCUUCCGCCGAAUUCCAACCACAAUGCCAGCCUUCGAGAGUGGGACUUCGACAGAAGAAACCCAAGGCACCGAAAAGAUGAUAAUGGGACGACUGAGCCGAAGAGUGUUCUCCCCCCUUUAUCAGUGUCGGUUACUGGUCGGAUUCUUCACAAUUCCGCGAGGAUCAGCACCUUGCACGUCUUCUAUAAUAAAACGGAUGCGGCUAUUGAGCAUAGUUCGUACUAUUUCCUUCUUCCGGCAGGGUGGUUGGUGGUCAAAUUUGAAUGCCGCAUUGGUUGUCAAAAGAUAAUGAGAGCCCGGGUAGAGAAAGAAAAAGAGGCUCAAACCUUUUUCCACGAUGCAACAACUAGUGGCGAGACCGCUGGUCUGUUAAAGCAAGUCACACGAAAUAUUUUCGGCGCCAAGCUUGGCAAUAUCCCAGCAAGAAUGAAAGUCAAGAUCGAAUUCACUUUCAUCACGCAGCUGGAAGUCACUCAAGAUGACUAUGCAAAGCUAGUAAUCCCAAUGUUUCUCGCCCCUCGGCCAACGAGCCUAUCACCUGGGAAGAGCCAGUAUUCAAGUUUGACCGACCUUCCACGGCGAUUUUCUGUUGAAAUACAGGUUGAAGGCGAACCAGAAAAUCUGAGAGUCAAUAGUCCCAGCCACGAAAUCCGCAUCGAAAAGUUGUGCCGUCCAAUAAAUGUCAAUAGUUGGUCUGCUCUUGCUGGUUCCAACCCGCAAGAAAUUAUUCCAACAUCAGUGGUCACUUGGCAAGGAGGUCCAGAUUGUUUGAAUGGAGAUUUCGUUCUCGAAAUUGAGAAUGAAAAAGUUGACACAAUUCAAGCUUGGAAGGAGACCCACGAUAGUAUAAACGCGGGACAACAAGCUCUUAUGAUUACGUUUCCCCCCAUUGCCCCCGAGGAGGACAGGCACUCCAUGAGCGAUGGCGAGGUGAUCUUUGUCGCCGAUUGUUCGGGAUCCAUGGCCGACAAAAUGGAAACAUUAAUAUCCAUGAUGGAACUUUUGCUCAAAGGAGUACCGCUGGGAUGGAAGUUCAACGUCUGGAGAUUUGGAAGUCGGCAAGAUAGAUUAUGGCCACAUUCUCAUGACUAUUCUAGCCAAUCUCUGGAAACGGCGCUUGCGUAUAUCCAAGCCGCCCUGCGCCCAGACCUGGAAGGCAGUGACCUCCUCCCUGCAUUAACUGAGAUAUUAAGCAAGCGUGAUCCAUUGGGACGGACAGAAAUAAUUUUGAUUACUGACGGCAAGCUAUGGUACAUGGACAAAAUUAACCACUAUCUCCGACGGGCUAGAGCAAAUGAUAAUAGGCUGCGACUUUUUGCACUCGGCCUAGGUGCGGAUGUCUCUAGGAGAGACAUAGAAAGGAUCGCAAUGUCUGGAGCCGGGUACGCGGACAUAGUACGGACCAAUCACAUAAAAAGGGAAGACAUUGCGGUGCAUAUGAUGCGCGCUGCCUUAUCCCAACAUAUCAACUUAGAAGAUAUUGAAUUGUGACAAGGGCUCUUAUAGAGGGCUUGGAACUUAGUUAUAUUCAUUAAUAAUCUACUAGGGGUCUCUAGGGCCUUGAUUUCUCU
Molecule: messenger RNA, 1845 nt
Organism: Xylaria bambusicola
Lineage: Eukaryota; Fungi; Ascomycota; Sordariomycetes; Xylariales; Xylariaceae
Product: von Willebrand factor type A domain-containing protein
Exons: 1
Coding region: 191-1765 (524 amino acids)
Source: RefSeq, a predicted model, not a curated record